AUGAGCGAAAAUCAAUCAACAUCGGAACCUCAACUUCCACCACAAGCCAAUGCCACCAUCGAUACCAUUGUUCAAUACAUUGUCAUUAGAAGAGAUUUAAUGCAACCACCUUAUUCCUAUGCUAUUGGUUCAAUUGUCUCUCAGGGAAGUCAUGCCAGUGUUUCCAUCAUUUCCGAAAGUUUACUUAUUGACAAGGAUCCAAUUACUUUGAAUUAUGUAGAUGCUAAUGCUAUCCAUCAAAUGCAUACAAUUGUUUUGGAAUGUCCUUCGGAGAAACAAUUACUUUCCCUUCGUGAUGAUUUGGAUAAGAAUCAAAUGAAAUAUAAAUUGUGGGUGGAACAACCAGAAAAUAUUCCAACUUCAAUUGCUUUGAAACCUUAUCCUCGUUCUCUGGUGGCUAAAUUUGUAAAGAAAUUUAAACUUUUUAAAUAG
Messenger RNA from Naegleria gruberi, 432 nucleotides. RefSeq lists its product as uncharacterized. Gene Ontology annotation, molecular function: peptidyl-tRNA hydrolase activity. The record is from RefSeq and is a predicted model, not a curated record. Lineage: Eukaryota; Heterolobosea; Eutetramitea; Acrasida; Naegleriidae. The coding region runs from base 1 to 432 and encodes 143 amino acids. The transcript has a single exon.